This is a messenger RNA of Petromyzon marinus (sea lamprey), 3503 nucleotides long. RefSeq lists its product as uncharacterized. Gene Ontology annotation, biological process: intracellular signal transduction. The record is from RefSeq and is a predicted model, not a curated record. Gene Ontology annotation, molecular function: protein binding. NCBI's taxonomy places the organism in Eukaryota, Metazoa, Chordata, Hyperoartia, Petromyzontiformes, Petromyzontidae.
CCCAGAGAGUGUCAGCGCUGCAGCUUAGCCGUGCGAGGGCAGUGUCGUUUGAUAUCGGUGAAUCAAUGGGCAGUGAGUUCCCGGGGCAACAGCUCGCACCCACCACACAUACACACUCACGCACCACGUGCCACAUCGCCUAUAAAUAAGAAACCCAUACAUGUUGAAAUGACGGUAAACACUAGCCCAAUAUAAAUAAGGCGCUGGGAAUGCCUCAUUAGCGCUCUGUGAGCUGUAAGGGCUUGAGCGGGACCGCGGUGCGUUGCCAAAUCGUACUACAGCAGCAGACAGCAGGCGCUGCCAUCAUACAGGAACACCCCGAGCGGGAGCACCAUGGCGGGCACGCGCUCCGAGGGCCGCCGGCGGCGCGCUGCCGACCCCGCGAGCUCCUCCGCCUCCUGCGGGCUCAGCGCGGACCCCGCCCUGCGCAACGCCAACCGCGCGACCCGUGGCCCCUUCGUGUGGCAGAGGGCGCGCGACCCCGCCCCGCGCGACCCCGCCCCGCGCGCGCCCUCCUCGCGCGCGCACAGAGACGCGACGGAGGCACCGACGCCUCCGCGGGGCAGCGCCGCGGUGGAGAGAACUGUGAGCAGGCGUCCGGAGGCGCUGCUGCUCCGCAAUGACGAGAACAGAAGCCACCGCGCCAUCCCGCGAGAGGUCGCGACCCCACGCCAAACGAACCACGCGUGCGUGCCAACAAACCACGCGUGCGUGCCACACGGAGUUCUACCGCCCCCUGGUGGCCACGGCGAAGCAGUGCAGGCAGCCGCGCCUCCUCGGACGAGUUCCAAGGCGAUUCAAGGAUGCUCGCACAAGCCUCCCCCAGAAGACUCCCGCGAAGACGCCUCACUCGGCUUCUCCCUGCACAAGCAAGUGAAGCUUCAGCAGGAGUGGAGCCCCGUGUCCAUGGCCAUCAAGGAUGACAAUGCCCUCGAGCUGACGCUCUUGAGGGAGGCUGGGGUGAACCUGCUUCGCGUUCCCGGACAGACUCUGCCGCCCAUUCACGAGGCAGCUAUGCUGGGCAAGACUCGCUGCCUGCGAAUGCUUACUCAAGCUUUCCCAAAGGCCCUCGAUGAGAGAACGAAGACCAACGACACCCCCCUGCACCUGGCCACCUGCCAGGGCAAGACGGAGUGCGUGGACAUCCUGCUGCAGGCCGGAGCCAACCCCAAUGUCCACAAGACCUGGAUGGAAACGCCUCUCUACAAGGCGUGCGAGUACAAGCUGCUGGAGGUGGCCGAGCUGCUGGUGCGACACGGCGCCAACGUGAACACGCGCGACCUGCACAGCCACACGCCCAUCUACGAGGCCAUCACCCGCCACAGCCUGCCCAUCGUGCAGCUGCUGGUGACGGCGGGCGCCCGCGUGGACGUCCGCGACAAGUACGGCGCCACGCCGCUCUUCGUGGCCGCCCAGUGCGGCGUGCUGAGCGUCGUCGUCUACCUCGUCAGGAUGGGCGCCGACGUGGAGACGGCCACGCAGGACGGGAGCACCCCGCUCUUCGAGGCGUGCAGGAACGGCCACGAGGAGGUGGCCGCCUUCCUCGUGGCGGCCGGGGCCGACGUGAACCGGCCCAACGACGGCGAACUGCUGCCCCUGCACGCGGCCGCCCAGCAGGGCAGCCUGCGGCUAACGUCGCUGCUGGUCGAGUCGACGAGCCGGAUCGCCGUGGCUCGGAGUGGCAUUAGCCCACUUCACCUGGCCGCCAAACACAACCACGACGAAGUCUUGGGCACGCUGCUCGACCUCGGGUUUGACCCCAAUGCACUCCUGUCUCACAGUCGCUCCAAAUACUUCGAAGACCGCCGCACCACGGCCCUCUUCUUCGCCGUUUCCAAUGACAAUCUGAACGCCGCUCACCGCCUGCUGCGAGCCGGCGCCGACCCGAACCUUGACGUUCUCCAGCCGUUGCUGGUGGCCGUGCGGAUGAAUUCCCUGCCCCUCGUGGAGGCCCUCCUGGAGCACGGCGCCGACACGGAGAGGCCCGUCGUGACGGUCGGCCGGCCCACCGCGUUCCCGUCGGUGCUCGUGUAUUGCGCCAGCGACGUGCGGAUGCUCGGCUUGCUCCUGCGCGAGGGGUGCGACGCGCGCUCAUGUUUCGAUUGUGCCUUUGGCGUGGAGUCGCACCACGUCCAGGUAAAGGCUCGGGAGCCGGCCGAAGAGGAGGGGCUCUGGGAAACACACGAGCAUACGAUAACCCCGCUGCCCAAUAGAACCAUGCAGUUCUGUGAGCUGUUGACGAGCAAAGCGAUGAGGCCACACUGCGAGUCCAUUGUGUGCAUGCUGCUGGAGCACGUGGCCAAUGUGCACCUCUGCUCCUGCAUCCUCCAGCUGCUCUGGGAGAACUGCGAGGAUGUGGUGACGAUCCAGCGGCUGGCAGAGACCCCCCGUUCACUGAUACACCUGUGCCGUCUGAAAAUCCGCUCUACCCUCGGUCGGAAGCGUCUGCGCUUCAUUCAGUGCCUCCCGCUGCCCCCUCUGCUGAAGAAUUACCUUGGCCACGUCGAGGACAGCAGAGCCUGAUCCAAAGGCAUUCUCAUCAGCGCAUCCGACAUAAUAUAUGGCGACCAUAUGACUGCGAAUGUCGUGCGCAUGUUUGUGUUGUGAGCAACAUCCUUUUAAAAUCAGUAUGCUGUCGACAGAGCUUUAAUAUGGAUUAUUUUACAAAUAAAAUUCACGUUUUCAGCAUUGAUGACUUCCAAACCCUAGAGCAGAGAGGGUCAAUGACCUCCCUAAACUUGGAGCUGUCACUGGAGUUGCCACCUUAUCCAAUAAGGCAAGGGCUGUCUCAGUCAGCCUCGGUCGUCAGUGUGCGGUAAAUUAUAAUAAAGUGAAACACAACGAAACCAGACCUCGGUACAAAUCAAUUCCUGCUACGUGAAUACAGGUGCCAAUUCCCCACACUGUCUUGGUCAAACUCUGACCAAGUGGCAACCAUAAUUAUGAGCUCUGUAUAAGUAUCUUGUAAUCGGCCGGCGGUAAUAUUUACAGAGAUAAACUUGGUUUGAGGGCCGCUGGAUUAUCUAAACUUAGAAACAAAAAUUAGUUUGUCCAGGCUCGGUUUACCGUGAGGAAGGUACAGUGCGUAGGAAAAACAUCUAUGAACAAUGAAAACUCGUCUCGAGUAAUUCCCCACUCCCUCCUCCUCACCCCACAAACCCCACACUCCACAAUACGCUGGUGCUUGAGUCGCUGCUAAGGAAUGAUAGUUGAUAGACUGCGACAAAGUGCAACCUCUCAGAUAGGCAGGCAGGUGGAGCUGGGUGCCAUUCUAUCGGUGCUCAUUGGUUCUCUCUGUACUGCGAUAUGUGUAAGAUUGCUGAUGCAAUAAUGUAGGCUCGCAUUUUAUAUGUGAAUGGAAUGCACGAUAUGUGUAAUGUGUGUUAUUUAUACAUUGUUAUAUUUGUAGGAACAUGGGUCUGUAAAUGCAUCAUGUUGAUAUUAUGUACUCUAUAUGAUGUAGUUUAUGCCGAGCUGUGUGAAUAAAGUGCAUUGCGUAUGAA